GAAAAAAUGAAUUAAAAAGUACUCAUAUGUAAAUGAGUAGCUAGUAAAGUCAAAUCUUUACCCCCAAAAUUAUGAUGCUACGGAGAAAUUAAUCAAAAGUAGUGCUAUAUUUGUCUAGCUAGGUACGUGGCUAGCUAGACAUAAUCUCGUUUCAGUUAAAUCAGCGGAUCACGAUGAUCGUGUAUCCUGCGGGUCGGUUAAAUAGUAAAGCAGAGUGUGCGGGAGCAGAGGACAUUCAUCCUGCAAGAAUGUCGACUGGGCCUCUGCAGAUCAAGCAAGAUGACAAGUUCUUCUCGCGUCUUAUGUCCAAGGAGGCCUCGGCGGCAAAUUCCUCUGCCAGAGUUUACUACGGAGGAGCCCGCGGUGCUGUUCCAUUCGUUUGGGAGUUGCAGCCCGGCACCCCUAAGCAUCCUUCCGCCGACACCACUCUCCCUCCACUCACUCCGCCUCCUUCUUACUACAGCAACUCAAAAUUAUCAAUGCAUGAGAAGAACAGGCGAGCGAAUGCCAAGGCGGCGAGGAAUUUCAUCAGCUAUAUCUUUCCCAAGAGAAAAAAGCACGAGGAGCCAUCGUGGUCGUCAUCGACGUGCGGCUGGCCGUUAGCAUCGUCCAUGAAUAGCAAGUUUCAGAAUAAACAUGGCUACCCUCCAGUUUGUACAAGGGCAUCCGUAGACGCUGUUUGUGGAAUGGAUGAGGAGCAGGAAGAAGGAUACAGAUUAAUGUCGCCUACUUCAACGCUGCGGUGUUUUGGGGCAAAAGUAAUUAAAUGUAGGAGUCUGAAAAAUGGGUUUCCAAGCUGCUACUCCAAGUCCUAGGUGAACAUGAAGAACGCAUUGAUGUCCCUUAUUGGCCGGUGACGGUGAGGUACAGACUAGACAAUACAUUUAUAUUUAUCUAAAUUUUCAUUGAAGUACUAUAAAUAGUAGUAAGGUGCAUGGUAGUUUUAUUUAUUUUUGUUUUUCUUUCGUCUCAUCCGUCUAUAUAUAUCAUUAUUGUAUCCGAAUAGAUGUUAAAAAUGUCU
Molecule: messenger RNA, 1021 nt
Organism: Rubroshorea leprosula
Lineage: Eukaryota; Viridiplantae; Streptophyta; Magnoliopsida; Malvales; Dipterocarpaceae
Source: the annotation of a GenBank genome assembly